Messenger RNA from Daucus carota subsp. sativus, 2183 nucleotides. RefSeq lists its product as uncharacterized. The transcript has a single exon. Bases 341 to 1996 code for a protein of 551 amino acids. Lineage: Eukaryota; Viridiplantae; Streptophyta; Magnoliopsida; Apiales; Apiaceae. Gene Ontology annotation, cellular component: Golgi apparatus. The record is from RefSeq and is a predicted model, not a curated record.
UGAUCUUGAUAUUUCACCAGUCGCCUAGCUUCACUUCUACUCAAAGCCUCGGGACUUCAGAGUCUCUCUCUCUCUCUCUCUCUCCCCUAAACUUCAUUUUCAAGAUCCAACCUUUUUCAAACAAUUCCAUUCGGCACUUAUCAAUUUCAAUUCUCCAGAUUAAAAGGUAAUUUUAAAAAAUCAAACACCUACCAAUUAGCUCAAACACACUUUCAAGAUUCAAUCUUUCAGAGGUAAGUAAAACAAACCCAUUUGUUAUGUACACUUGAUUUCACUGUUAUAUAUUUGUUUGUGCCUACUGUGUGUUUUGUGAGUUGAAUUUAAUUUGGGUCUUGGAUCAAUGAAGGAGCUGAAUCCUACAACUGACCCAAUUGGGCAAAACCUGAUCAAAGUGAUAAGCAAUGUUUGUUUCUCAGUUUUUGUGUUUUCAGUUCUAAUAUGUACUGUGAUUGCCAUUGUAUACCAACCACCUGAUCCAUGGGAAUCCUCUAGAGCCUUAACUAGGGUCUUUACUCAAUUUGAGAACGCUACAUUCCAGACCGACACAUCGGUUCUUAAAACUGGGGAAGAUUUUGCUGUUAGUCCAUCAGCAUCGCCUGCUGCGAUGACGAUCCCGCUUACUGAUGCAAUCAUUGAGAAGUCGGCGGAGAGUGUUCAGAACUUGUCGCGGGCUUGCGAGGAUGUGAAUGUAGUGAAUUGUUCUGAUCGUGGUGUUUUGAUUGCGAUUCAGAAGUUUAAUAUGAGGUUGUUUAAGUCGAUCGUGUUUUUGGAGUAUCAGGUGCCGGUUGAUGGGGGUAAAUCUGGUGAAUGUGAUGUUGCUUGGAGGUUUAGGAAUAAGAAAGAGAAGUCUUGGAGGAAGUAUAGGGAUUUUCGGAGGUUUAGAAUUGGGUAUGGUGAGAAUUGUACCUAUAAAGUUGUGGGUGCCAAAGGUUGGCAUUCCGGGUUAAACGCCCGUAGACCUAGAAGGAGAGAUAAUGGCACUAGUAGAGGUGACAGAGGUAAGGUUACUGCACCAUUCCGUGAUGAUGAGAUUAAUGAUACGAUUCCGGUGUUGGGGUCAGAUACAGAUUUUCGAAAGGGAAGGUACUUGUAUUACUCACGUGGAGGAGAUUAUUGUAAAGAAAUGAAUCAUUAUAUAUGGAGCUUUUUAUGUGCUCUUGGGGAGGCUCAGUACUUGAACAGAACUUUUGUGAUGGAUUUGAGUGUGUGCUUGUCGGCAACGCAUUCAACAAGUCACAAGGAUGAGGAAGGAAAGGAUUUUAGGUUCUAUUAUGAUUUUGAACAUUUGAAAGAGGUGACAUCAAUUGCAGAGGAGAGCGACUUCCUUAGAGAUUGGAGAAGAUGGAAUAAGUCUCAUAAGAAGAAAAUUCCUCUUAGAAAGGUUGUGAGUCAUAAAGUCACGCCAAUGCAACUGAAGAAUGACAAGAGCACGAUUAUCUGGAGGCAAUUUGAUGCUCCUGAGCCAGAAAAUUAUUGGUACAGAGUUUGUGAAGGUCCAGCUGCAAAGCAUAUUCAGAGGCCAUGGCAUGCUCUGUGGAAAUCAAAGAGACUGAUGAAUAUAGUGUCUGAGAUUAGUGGACAAAUGGACUGGGAUUUUGAUGCAGUUCAUGUUGUUCGGGGAGAGAAAGCACAGAAUAAGGAAAAAUGGCCGCAUUUGGAUGCUGAUACAAUGCCAGAUGCCCUUGUCGCAAAGUUGCAAGGGGUUAUUCAACCUUGGAGGAACUUGUAUAUUGCAACCAACGAACCAUUUUAUAAUCACUUCGAUAAAUUGAGGUCUCACUACAAAGUUCAUUUGCUUGACGAUUACAAGAAAUUAUGGGGAAAUACAAGUGAAUGGUAUAAUGAAACAAUGAUGUUAAAUGGGGGCCACCCUGUUGAUUUCGAUGGUUAUAUGAGAGUUGAAGUAGACACUGAGGUACUCUAUAGGGCAAAGACGCGGGUGGAAACAUUUUAUAACUUGACCAAAGAUUGCAAGGAUGGAAUUAAUACAUGCUGAAAACGUCAGGGGCAUCUUCUUUUGGUUUUGUAUGUUUAUUUAGAUAUUAUUUUGCCAAAUUCGUAUGUUGUUUCACUUAUAUAAUAGUAACAUUUGAUCUGCACAAAUUUUCUGUAUUUAAUUUUUAAUGCUUUGUUGUACUAUUUGUUUGUUCAUUAAUUGCAACAUGAUGGUUCACUUCUGUCAA